AUGGCUCUUCUAAGUAAUUUACUGAUAUUUCUUGUCGGAGCUGCGAAUGGUAAAACGGCCUUGCAGCUGCUAGCCUGUGGCAGGUUGCGGAUCGCAUCCUCGGUAGACAACCCCUCGUGCCCCAACAUCAAACAUCAGCUUCAUCUAUCUUUACUUCGCAACACCAUGGGCAACAGAGAAGAGAUUGCAGCGCUCUCAUAG
Colletotrichum lupini is the source of this 201-nucleotide messenger RNA. RefSeq lists its product as uncharacterized. NCBI's taxonomy places the organism in Eukaryota, Fungi, Ascomycota, Sordariomycetes, Glomerellales, Glomerellaceae. The record is from RefSeq and is a predicted model, not a curated record. The coding region runs from base 1 to 201 and encodes 66 amino acids. The transcript has a single exon.